ACUGUUACCGAUGCCGGAAGUUGGCAGACACUGCGCGUGACACAUGAAAGUCACCGGUAAAACAACAACAGUGUUAGAGUUAUCCGAGCUCGUUGGCUUAAAAAUAUAUAUAAACGAGUUUAAUGAAGGAGUUUUUCAAGUUUUUAUUGAAGUGGCAGUGUUUUAGUCUCGAUGUUAGCUAUGACAGCGUUUUAAAGCCGUUUAGAAACAAACUCGGAGCGCGUUAUUAGAGCAACCUUACAGUAACAGUACUAUCCCCAUCUUGAAUACAAAACAUAGUUUUUUUUUUCUUAGAUUUAUCUUCAGAUUAGAAAUGACACGAAGCGUCGGUCGAAUAUUCAGCGGAUUUCGGUGCUUCGGUUCUCUCCCGUUCGGGAAUCCACCACUGAAGACACAAUGUUCCAGUGUUUUAUUCAGGACCACCUCAGAGCGGACCUUGAUGCAUGCACUGCCAAAAAUCUUUGGCCGAAAACCUCGAGACUUCAGCCUGCCCAACUCGUCAUGGGGGAAAGAGAUGAUGCAGCUGUACAACCAUUAUAACAGGCUGAGUAAGGAGACGACAGAAGGACAAGAGGACCAUGGAGAGCAGUGGACAAGACUGCCAAGCUACAAUCGGACUCUAAAGUAUGCAACAGGGGGAGUGUAUCUCAGCAAGAUAAUCCAGUCAAAAGCUCGCCUUUUCACCCGGAACAUCAGGGACCCUGGAGCUUCGUUCGAGUAUGUUAUAUUUUUCAGACAAGAUAAGCUCAAGUGCGCGUGCAUCUUCCAAGCUGGACACCUUUUAGAGGGGGCGCCAGGACAUGUCCACGGGGGGGCGAUAGCCACCAUGAUAGACACCAUUACAGGAACGCAUGCCUCUCUGCUUUCUGCACCGGUUAUGACGGCCAACCUUAACAUCAACUACCGCAGUCCCAUCCCACUUGGAAGUACUGUGCUGAUUGAAUCCAUUCUGGACAAAGAGGAUGGCAGAAAAAGGUAUAUUUCAUGUAGAGUGACCAGCACGGACGGCUCCAAACUGCACACAGAGGCAACAGGACUGUUUUUGUCAAUCAGUGUCAGCCACCUGCUGAAAAGGUGAAGCAGCAUGCCAGGCUGGCAUAACAGAGGCCAGAACAAGCCAGCGUGUUUGACUUUGUGAGAAAUUGGUUUGGAUUAAGGACGUAUUUUCUAGAUUAUCUUGAAGAAACCUCUACUAACAGACUGAACUUGAAUGCCUUUGCGUAAGGGUACUAACACAAAAACAGUACAUAUCUGUGGUGUAUUUAUUGAACCAAAUUUUAAGGUUUUACUGACUGCAUUUUGAGUUACCCAGGGGCCUUACAGUUUGAAGCUUCCCCUGAGAUGUUUUGUAUAUCUUCUUCAAGAUCAAAGAUUCUUGUGUGGAUGUUAUUUUCACUGAAGAAAGAAAAAAUAUUGUCAAUAAAAGCUCUUUUUAAAGACCAAAUGUU
Molecule: messenger RNA, 1448 nt
Organism: Poecilia reticulata (guppy)
Lineage: Eukaryota; Metazoa; Chordata; Actinopteri; Cyprinodontiformes; Poeciliidae
Gene: them4
Product: thioesterase superfamily member 4
Source: RefSeq, a predicted model, not a curated record